Saccharomycodes ludwigii is the source of this 240-nucleotide messenger RNA. It is a transcript of the gene COX12, whose product is annotated as cytochrome c oxidase subunit VIb. The record is from RefSeq and is a predicted model, not a curated record. The transcript has a single exon. NCBI's taxonomy places the organism in Eukaryota, Fungi, Ascomycota, Saccharomycetes, Saccharomycodales, Saccharomycodaceae. Bases 1 to 240 code for a protein of 79 amino acids. Gene Ontology annotation, cellular component: mitochondrion; respiratory chain complex IV.
AUGGCUGAUAUUGAAUUGAAGACCCCCGGUUUUGACCCAAGAUUCCCAAACCAAAAUCAAACAAAACAUUGCUGGCAAUCAUAUGUCGAUUACCACAAGUGUAUUAAUGCUAAAGGUGAAGAUUUUGCUCCAUGUAAGGUUUUCUGGAGAACUUACAGUUCUCUAUGUCCUGUUGAUUGGGUUGAAAAAUGGGAUACCCAAAGAGAAGAAGGUAUUUUUGCCGGUGACAUUAACCCAUAA